AUGCUCAGAUGGCUAACUCGACUCUCAUGUAUUCUUCUUCACCUCCUCAUCCUCCGUCAGCCAGCGAACGUCCAGACGGAUUUCGUCGAAGACGUCGGCGCCGUCAACCAGCCGCACAUCCCACCGCCACCGCCUCCGUUUCCAUUUAAUGUCAUCGUGAUUCUUCCGAAAAAAGAAUCAAUCUAUGACAACUUUGGGAUGACACUUCAGAAAGCGAUGCCCGUCAUCGAUAUCGCCGUUCAAGACGUCGUUGAACGGCAGAAGUAUCUGCCGCCCGGAUGGAUCAAUUUGACGUAUUGGGACUCGAAACUCUACGAAGACAUUUUGCUGGCGGAGAGGCAUGCGACAGUUGGAGUCAUCCAGGCAUACUGUGAACAUCGAUUAGACGCGAUUCUCGGAUUCGCCGACAACUACGGACUGGCUACCGUAACCAAAGUGACAGCAGGACUCAACGGAGGAAUUCCAAUUCUGACGACUUCUGGAAUGCCAUCACUUUUGAAUUCCAAAAAAGAGUAUCCCUUUUUGACACGUAUGCAAGGAAGCUACAGAUUGCUAGCCGACUCCAUGUACCAGUUGAUUGCCUAUCACGACGAUGACGCGAUUUCACAGAACAACUCUUCGUUGAACUAUCUGAAUCUCAUAUUCUUCUACCACGACAAACGACGAGCGGUGAAUCGAGUGAUCACACAGGAUGAGAGUCAGGAGACGGGAGCCACGUCAUCACAUUGCUACUUCUCACUGUACGCCAUCAAACGAUACUUCACCGAGAAGAGUAAAACGUUUAAACGGGAAUGGGCACUCAACACUCCGCAAUUUCCAUUCGAUGAGGAUUUGGUGAUAGAACGGGAGACGUUUAAGCAAUGGUUGAGAGAGAUUUCAAUGCAAUCGAAUGAAGACGUUGUUGUCUGGAAGUAUUAG
Molecule: messenger RNA, 918 nt
Organism: Caenorhabditis briggsae
Lineage: Eukaryota; Metazoa; Nematoda; Chromadorea; Rhabditida; Rhabditidae
Exons: 2
Coding region: 1-918 (305 amino acids)
Molecular function (GO): peptide hormone binding; signaling receptor activity
Source: RefSeq, a predicted model, not a curated record